This is a messenger RNA of Cotesia congregata, 363 nucleotides long. The record is from the annotation of a GenBank genome assembly. NCBI's taxonomy places the organism in Eukaryota, Metazoa, Arthropoda, Insecta, Hymenoptera, Braconidae.
AUGACCACCAACGACAUAUCCUUCAUCGACUGUCUCUUCGAGCUUUUCUCCCGGUGCUCUUACUUCAGAGACAAAGACACUUCUGGGUAUAACUCAAGUAUGUCGAUAGUCGACAAUAAGUUCAACAAGUACCUUAGGUUCAUUGAAAAAAGCAUUAAUCAAGACUACUCUUGUUACAUUUACGACCUUAGUAUUUACGACAAGUCUCGUUACUUUGGCAAGCAGGCUAAGUACGGCGGGUAUGAUUUUAAAAAUAACUGCGUCGAGCCGCUUAAUCAUAAGGUCCAUCGUUUAUAUCCUGGCAGCCAUUCAAGGACUCUUACAAUUUAUAUCAUGGAUUAUGUUACUCAAGAAUUUAUAGAU